Messenger RNA from Ananas comosus (pineapple), 945 nucleotides. RefSeq lists its product as uncharacterized. The record is from RefSeq and is a predicted model, not a curated record. The coding region runs from base 66 to 647 and encodes 193 amino acids. The transcript has 8 exons. NCBI's taxonomy places the organism in Eukaryota, Viridiplantae, Streptophyta, Magnoliopsida, Poales, Bromeliaceae.
CUUGGCUUUCUCAUCAUUCUCUCUUUGUCGUGCAGAACUUAUGGAAUACGGAUUAUUUUGAAAGAAUGCUGCAAAAUUGUGAAGAACAGAAAAAUUAUGAAGAACAGCGGUUGUAUCUUAAAUUUUACGUACAACUCUCCAAAGAAGUAAAGGAGGGUGAAAGCUGGAAAGAUGUCUGUAAACGGCUAGCAGUGGGAGUGGAGGGAGAUUUGUCUGCAUUUAAAAAAGAAAUGGCGAUAGUCGAUUAUUUUGCGAAUCGAAUUGAAGAAGUCAGAGUGAAGGAAAGAUAUGAACUGUUUUGUCAUAUUUUAGAUGAGGUCAUCAUGAACAAGGAUUUUGCUACUGUGGUUGCUAAAAUCAUAGAGGACAACCUGUAUCCUGACCUUCAUGAUGAAAUCAGAAAAUGCCAAAAAAAAUCGUUUGUCAUGGACCUUAAACAGCGCUGUCAAUAUGGGAUGCACAUCGAUGAGGCGCGCGAGCACAUUAAGACGGCUUUCUUCGAAACGUGGAAAAUAAAGUACGACAGCAUGGCUAGGUAUUUCGUGCUUAAGAUGCUGAUAGCAGACAAACUCCGCAUUCUUCCCGAGGUGCUACAAGGUUUACCAGAAGAGUUGAACUUUACCCUGGAGAAUGUCAGCCACAUCUGAGAAGAAUAGCUUUUCCAUUGUUGGUGCUUGUCCAACUUAGAUGGCAUUAAAUAUACGACCGCAGAAUGGUCUUUUGUUGCAGAAGCCAGUGGUAGUUUUAUGUUGCUCGCUCUUUAAUGGUGAUGUGAUUACUCCAGUUAUCUAGUCCUUAUUUUUUACUUGUACUGUUUGUUUGGUGGGUUGUAUGAGCAUAUUUGAACAUUCUUGAUAAUCUGCAUCUGCAUGGCUGGUUAGGUCAUGUGGGAAAAAUACUGGGAUGGAGUUAUAAUGAUAUAAUUGUGUGUCAGUGAGUUGAAAA